Meriones unguiculatus (Mongolian gerbil) is the source of this 8254-nucleotide messenger RNA. RefSeq names its product neuronal tyrosine-phosphorylated phosphoinositide-3-kinase adaptor 2 (gene Nyap2). The transcript is spliced from 8 exons. Bases 952 to 3210 code for a protein of 752 amino acids. Gene Ontology annotation, biological process: phosphatidylinositol 3-kinase/protein kinase B signal transduction; neuron projection morphogenesis. The record is from RefSeq and is a predicted model, not a curated record. Lineage: Eukaryota; Metazoa; Chordata; Mammalia; Rodentia; Muridae.
ACUGGGAUCCGAGAGUUCCGUUUAAGUUGUUGCUCAUUUUUCAUUAGCCCCACCAGGGUGAAAACCUUAUAACUUAAAUAUCCUCCACACAAGAACAACAACUCUGAUGGAUUUAAAUUUUCCUCUCCAAAAGGACUGAUUUAGUGCUACAUGGUGGAUAUAAAUGAAGAGGUUUCUUUAUCCUCUUUUUAUUUUGUUAUUGACAUUUCAGACUUUAGAUCAGUUAGAAAAAAAGAAAGAGGUUCUGCUGCUUGGAUGUGUAGCCUUUAAUGAGGAUGGGAGCGUUGCUGCUUUUGGGGUUUCUUGCCAUUUCUUCAGUCUUUCUUUCUCCCUUUCCCUUGGGCCCGGGGUGUGGGAACUAUCCAAGGUACUAGGAUGAUGGCACCUUUGCUUUUCAAUGCAGGCCGAUUGCAGAAGCAGAGGAGAGAGAUUACUGCUUAUUUUCAGAAGAACAUGAUCAAAUGAGGUACCUUAGCCAGCCUGGUGAUUGCUUCGGGUCUUGUGAUCAUCUGUGUAGCAAAGUGGGUAAAAUCAUUCAGUUUCUUCCCUGCUGGACCUGGACGGAGAGGGGCUGUUCUCUCAUCCCCACCCAUUAGCUAUGCCCUCUUUUCUCCGAAUGUUGAUUUAAGGAAGCAAGCACCUGUCUUCUGCCACUGCAUCUUCCAAGCAAACUUUAAAGGGCAUUAUAUCUCAUAGAAAGAACAUUGAAAAUGCUCUGAUCUCUAGUGACGAAGAAUCUUGGAUUUGACACUUUUCCCAUCCAGAUAUAAUGCACUUUAACUGAAGAAAAACUGAACUGAACCUACAAGUAUAUUUCUUAUGGUGCUGGAUUACUCAUGCCGAACUGCCCCGAGACCUGCCUUGAGAGAGGGAUCUGACAGACCCAAGUCACCUCCUGACUAUUCCACUUAGCUCUCCCUGGGGACUUAAUUUUUGAGAACAUUCGUGUCAAUGAUACCUUCCAAGAUGAUGAGCGCUAAUCCUGAAGAAGACCCUUUGGACACUUUUCUGCAGUAUAUUGAGGAUAUGGGGAUGAAGGCAUAUGAUGGCCUGGUCAUUCAAAAUGCGUCUGACAUUGCUCGCGAGAAUGAUCGCUUGAGAAAUGAAACAAAUAUGGCUUACUUGAAGGAGAAGAAUGAGAAACGGCGAAGACAGGAAGAAACAAUCAAAUGCAUAGGGGGAGAAGUAGGCCGAAGCCAGGACGCCAGCUACGCGGGCAAGCAUUUCCGCAUGGGGUUCAUGACGAUGCCUGCACCUCAGGACCGACUCCCACAUCCCUGCUCCAGUGGAUUCACUGUGAGAUCUCAGUCCCUGCACUCUGUCGGGGGCACUGAGGACGAGAGCAGCUGUGGAUCCCGGAGACAGCCGCCUCCGAAGCCCAAGCGAGACCCCAGCACCAAGCUUAGCACCUCCUCGGAGACAGUCAACAGCACUGCAGCGAGUAAGAGCGGGAGACCUCUGGAGAGGGCAGAAGGUAAACUCUCCAUGCCAACUUCCCACUCAUCUCCAAGGGCUUCAGCUUCUGGGCACCUGUCUCCUUCCCCUGGGUCCCAGGAAAGGAACAACAAGGGUAGGACGCAUUAUGUGUCUGCCAAGCCAAGACCCCACAGUGACGAAUAUUCAAAGAAAAUCCCCCCUCCGAAACCGAAACGGAAUCCCAACACUCAACUUAGUACAUCUUUCGAUGAAACUUAUAUCAAAAAGCAUGUGCCAAGGAGGACGUCGCUCCCUCGAGAUUCAUCCCUGUCCCAGGUGUGCAGCCCCGCUGCGGACCCGGAAGAAGAGGAGCCUGUGUACAUCGAGAUGGUGGGGAACAUCCUCAGAGACUUCAGGAAGGAAGAUGAUGACCAGAGCGAGGCUGUGUACGAGGAGAUGAAAUACCCCAUUUUUGACGACCUGGGCCAUGAUUCCAAAUGUGACUUUGAUCAUCACAGUUGUUCUUCGCAGUGUGCUACGCCCACGGUGCCUGACCUGGACUUCGUCAAGUCUUCAGGACCAUGUACUCCUAAGGGGCUUUGCGAGAUACCCCCGCCCUUCCCCAACUUGCUUUCUCAUAGACCGCCCCUGCUGGUGUUCCCACCAGCCCCCGUCCACUGCUCUCCCAAUUCUGAUGAGUCUCCACUGACCCCUCUGGAGGUCACAAAGCUUCCUGUGUUGGAAAAUGUGUCUUAUAUGAAGCAGCCACCUGGAGUGUGUCCAUCCUCACUGCCAUCACAUAGCUCCAGCCAUGCUAAAGACCAGAGUGGCGCCUUGGGCCCUGCUCCUACAGCGUCCGUGCUCUCCUCAUCCCCUCCGCCGCCAUCCACUUUGUACAGGACCCAGUCUCCCCACGGCUAUCCAAAAAGUCAUUCCACUUCCCCGUCCCCCGUCAGCAUGGGGAGGUCCCUGACACCCCUGAGCCUCAAGAGGCCUCCCCCCUAUGACGCUGUGCAUUCCAGCAGCCUCUCAAGGAGUUCUCCCUCAGUGCCUCACUCAACCCCCAGACCCGUGUCGCAAGAUGGGGCCAAGAUGGUCAACGCUGCCGUGAACACCUACAGUGCUGUGCAGAGCGGCUCCAGGUCCAGGACUCCCACCAGUCCUUUGGAGGAGCUCACCAGCCUUUUUACCUCAGGGCGGAGCCUGCUUCGGAAGUCAUCCAGCGGCCGAAGGUCCAAAGAGCCUGCAGAAAAAUCCACGGAGGAGCUAAAAGUUCGAAGCCACAGCACGGAGCCAUUACCAAAGUUGGACAGCAAAGAUCGAGGUCAUCAUGGAGCGUCUUCCUCCAGAGAGCCAGUGAAGGCUCAAGAAUGGGAUGGAACACCGGGUCCGCCUGUGACCACCAGCAGAAUGGGUAGAUGCUCUGUGAGCCCCACCUUGUUGGCCGGAAACCACAGUUCAGAACCUAAAGUGAGCUGCAAGCUAGGCCGGUCUGCGUCUACAUCAGGAGUUCCUCCUCCUUCAGUUACUCCUCUCAGGCAAGCCAGUGACCUACAACAGAGCCAGGUGGCAUGCAUGCAGUGGUUUCAUGGAGACCAUACAAUGCUUGAGAUGAUUGAGAAAAAGCGUUGCUUGUGCAAAGAAAUAAAGGCUAGACAGAAAACGGAAAAGGGCCUUUGCAAACAGGAUAGCAUGCCAAUCCUACCCAGCUGGAAGAAGAAUGCGGGAGCCAAGAAGUACAGCCCUCCACCGUAUUCCAAACAGCCAACGGUAUUCUGGGAUACUGCCAUAUGAGUGUGUACCGGCAUGAGCUCCAUCACUUAACAGAAGAGAGGUCGACCUUGGUCUUGUGAUGAUUGUUACAUAUAUUCUUUGUUGAUUCGGAUACCACAGGAAGCUGUGUGUACUGUGGCAAGCACAAGAUAAAAUGUAUUGGUCCUUGCAGUUAAGACACACUUACUUAUCCCGGAUUCUUUUGAAUCCAGAAUAUAUUAAAUUGUAAAUAUUUUGCUAGUAUAUGGGUGACACCUGAAAUAAUAUUCAUUAUACAUAUUUAAGUUGCAGAAGUAUCAGAAAAGUUUACUAGAUGAUAUAAUUUGGUAUGAACUGGUUUGUUAUCUCUUUUAUAAGUAACCCCUGGAUGCCUUUUCUUAUUGAUUUUUGCAUUUAAAAUGUCUUCAUCCUUCUGCCCACAUUUGGCUCCUAUAGAAGAACUCACAGGUACAAGUCCUAUUCAAACACAUAACAUGUGAUUUGGUGCUAGCCAAUGCAUAAGGUGAACAUCGCAUUUGUAAAGCUUCUCUGCUUUCUGCAUUCGUAAGGGCUUGACUGGAAACUGAAUGGAAGUAUAACAUCAGUCUGAAUGUGCCCAUUACACUGACACUGACAGUCUUUACUAAAGUGACAUCAUAAGGAUUUCUUUCAUAUCCUGGCAAUACACUUAGCAUUAGCUAGACUACACAGAAAGGUAGGAGGAUAUAUUGGGACAUUUCAGCAGCAAACUUUCCUUCAGAAACGACUUUUAGAAAUGUAUGUCCUUGCAGCAUUAAUCUGAUUGGAGGAGACCAGGGUUCACUGUGACAUUGGAAAUGACAAAUAAUUAAAACCUUAAGAGCACAGCUGUUUUCAAGAAAGUGGAAGCAGAGACAUAGACAUGAUAUUUUUAAGUAACAUUCCACAGGCACGAUUUUCUACAAGAAACAGAGAGGUAAACAUUCAACCAUACCAAUUUGCAUAUUUUAGUAUACUCCAUCAUACCAAUUUGCAUAUUUUAGUAUACUCCAUGCCAACCUUCUUCAAAAAAAUAAGUACAUUCAUGAAAAAAGUAUUUCUUGCCAAUCUUUUUAAGCUGGUUAUUAUAUUUUGGGUCAUAAUCUUCUGUGUAUAACUACUGUACCUGUUCUUACUGAUUAUGAUACCAUGACCAAAGAAUUAUGACCACUUUGUUAAUUUACUUUGAUUUAAGAGAGAGACAGGAAACACAGGGGAUAAAGGAUAAGUUGGAGUCAACUUUAUGUGGUGGUAAAAUUUAAGUUAAGAAACUUAAUUUAAUAAAAAUGGUAUAUAUCUUUUAAAAGUAACUUGUUAGUUGAAGAUAAAUAUUGCCACGGAUAAAGAAGAAUGAAACUAUCACAUAUAUUUUGUAUAUUUAAAUUACUAUUUAUGCUUCCUAAAAUUGACAGUAUGUGGUUCUUCAGUAACAAUCAAUUUAGUAUUAUAUUUCUGAGAGGAAAAAGUGUGUUUGAAGUUAUCAUAGCAGUUUUUCUUGUAAGGGUUUUGACAGCAAUAGCUCCAUGCUGCUCAAUAAAACCAAAUAUAACAGAAGUUAAGGAAUUUUUGUAAUCUAUAUUGAUAAAAAUAUCUAGCAAUCCUUUAUCAGUAAUAGUUCCUUGAAGAGAGUUUGAAAUGUUAAAACAUAAUUUUUUAAUAUUUUAUAAUUAAUGUAUAUUUUGAUGUCCAAUUAUAAUUCUGAAAGAAUAAGAAAAACGGUAAGUGGGAGCAUGUGUUGUGUGUGUGUGUGUGUGAGUGUGUGUGUAUGUGAACAAUCAGUGGGAGAACUGUAUAUAUAAAAUGCUUACUGAAGUAGUAAGUUCUGCUUGUACAAGUAAGAAGUUGACAAAGACAGAAUAACAAAUAUAGGAAACCACAGAGAGAACUUAAGUGGCUUAAAUGAAUAGGGUUGCUGUGCUUCAUCAGCUAUAUAGAUUUGUACUUCAAGCCUAACAGCCAAUACAGCGCAGAUCUAAGAGUGAUGGAAAUGGUUUAAGUUAAAAUUAUAAUUGAAAUCAAAUGUGUUUAUGACCCAAGUUGUUAUCUGGAUUUGAGUUACUGUGACCUCAUCUAUUCAAGCCAAUCGAAUGCAAGGUAUCAUUUGACAGCAUCUCUAUGAUCUUAGUGCUCGUGUUUUCUAGCUUUUGUGGUAAAGCUAGAAUGAGCCCUCUCUUGACAUUUAAGUGUAGGCAACAUAUUCCUAGGUGUGUUUGUCACAUGCUGAUCUUAAGCAUAUCACUCUGAAUUAGAUGGAAGAUAAUUGUUAAUGUUGGUCCCCUGUGCAUAAAGAAACAGAGGUAUUAACAUGAUUUAUGUUGGAUCAGCCAUUCAUGUGUGUUCUGUCAAGCUCAUAACACACUCCUUUCACAAAUGUGUUAUUUUUCAGAGGAGUUGGAUUUUUUGACAAUUUGAACUUAGACAACCAUUUCCACAUAUUUCUCUAAGACUCUCUCUACACGAGAAAGAGCUGAAAUAUUUGGGGAAAUGGCUUCACUUGGAUUUGACUCCAGAUCUGUUACUUGGUGCCUAUAUAAUAUCUAAUUGCCACAGUGGACAAUUAGAUAUUCUAUAGUCAAGUCCCUCUUUGUACAGAGUUUCUCUUUGUUGUGAGACAAGAGUCAUUAUUACAUAGACAAAAAUCAUACUGACUCUCUGGUGGAAAUAAAUCAGGGCACUUCACCGUAUGAAUCUGGUCGGAAGAUAACCUGCAGCCAGCACAUGAUGACAUGAUAAAGCUCAUAUUUCUAGCAGUGCCAAAGAACAAAUCAUAUAAAGCAUGGUUAUCAGGCCAAGAGAACUCAUGACAAAUAGUCUCUUCACAGCAAAUGUUGUAGAAACAGAAUGUUAUUGGCUGUCAGUAAGACGCUUUUAUGUGUGAGAUACUUCCUCGUAGAGAAGUCACAAAUUUCCUUCAAAAUGAUGGAAGAAAAGAGUAAAAUACUGUGUUUUCCUCAUCACAGAAGCCAGUGCUACGUGAGAAAUCACACUUUACAGAGACACUGCCAAUAUCUCCCUCUGUACGCUAUUGAAGCAAGUUUGAGAUAAAAAGUGAUGUAUUUGUGCAAGUAGGGGUAAAUUUUCAACCACAUAAUAACUGAGAAAUAAAAGCAAAUAUCAAGAGCUUAAAAUGUGUUACUUUAAAAUGUGUUAUUUAAAGCAUACCACUUUGAAUACAAAAUAAUUCUUUGGACAGAAGAUCACCUUUCAAAAUAGUUGCAGUUUUGAACUGCUAACAAGAGGCAAGAUCCUAUUUGAAUGCUCUUAGAAAAUAUAGAUACAGACUUAGGAGUAGUCUUGUCUGCACACAGAAUUUGGUUUGAUUCUUUUUUGAACACAUUAAAUAGAAAGUGAAGACACAUGAACAGCCCCAGCUAGUUACUGUUUUAAUAAAGACACAAGAGCAAUGCACCUACAUAUACAAUUUUUAUGUCACUUACAUGUUAAACUCAGUCAGAUUUCCAAUGUAGAUCUGGUGAAUUGAUCAUGAUUCCAGUUGAACUUCAGGCAAAUAUCCCUACAGUUUAUAGAGUAAGAAAUUUGGUGUGAGUUAUAAGUCUCACAUGAAAGGGAAUGUAGAUAAGAUAGACUAUCAUAUCCCCAUGCAUUGUAUUCUAAAGUUAAAAGCAAUCAAAAGAGAAAUGAUACAUUCAGUGCAUAGGGAUACUUAAAGCAUGCUCCAGACUUGGAAUAAUAACUAGCGAAUUGCACAAUGUGGAUAAUUUGACAGCAAUCCAUUGUUUUUUAUAAUUGUGUUGUAUAAUUUAAAUAUACAGUUUCAAAAGUAUUUAGAAUUUAACAUUGAAAUAGAUGUGGUCUUUACAAUUAAGGACCUCAAUUAUGCAAUCAUUAAUAUUUUCAAAAGAAAAAAAAACCCACUUGUUUUCAAUAGAAUACACAACUUCACGUGUUUGGCAGUUUUUAAGUGCUUUUAUGCAACAUACUUGUUGUGUUCUGAUCAAGUGUACAGUCAAAAUAAAAGAUGAGAAUAUACUAAAUUUAUGUCUAUAGCAUACGUGUGUGUGUAAGCUCCUCCCUGUACAUUACAAGAUGUACUGCUGUGUAAAUCAGUAAAGGAUAACACUGUUUAUCAAGUUAAAUGUAAACAUUGUGGCUUGGGGUUUGGAAGGUUUAAAGCCCUCUCAUAUUUGGGUCAAUUUUAUUGAAGCAAAAUGUGUAAAACCUGGAAACAUGUGUCAUUGCAUUUUCUUUAAUUGUUAUGAAGCUUCAGAUUUAAGGGAAAAAAAUAAAAUAUGGCUGAAUUUAUCUCAAGUAAAAAUAUAUGAAUAAUCCUUCAAAGUAUUCACUUGUUCCCAAAUAUAACUGGGUUUGCCCGCCCUAAAAGCAUUUAUAUUUAACCAUGUACACACUCAGAUACAGAAUACAUACUGUAUAUAAUAUAUAUGACAAUGUUUAGUAUGCACUUCUUUAGUUUGGGCUUAGCAUUUAGAGUGUAGCAAUGUGUGUCAAGUGCACUGUGAUUAGAAAGAGAGUCAAAGCACAGUACAGUCACACUUUGGUCAUCUUGCACUAAAAGCGUGUUUACGUAUUUAGCAAUUGUAUGUUUACCUUCUCGACUUUUCAAACAUUUGAAACAAAUAGCUAUAAAGAUGAUAUAAACUAAUCUGUUUUUUAGUGGGUAAUGACACUACAUUUUUAAAAGACAGGGUUUUUAACUAAAACCAUUUAACAUCCAUUCCAACAUUAAUAUGUUUACCAUAUCUAAAAAUCUGAAUGUCAUGUUGCAUUUUCAUAACUCAUUAGCAAUGUCAGGUAUGUGCCUGAAUAUUUGUGCAAAUAAGCAUUAGAUAACAGAUUUCUCUAUUCAUGUAUUCCUAGGCAUUUCUAUAUACAUAAUAAUAUAAACACUGAUGUUUUAAUGUCUCUUGAUUUUUGUACCUGAUUUUUUUAGGUAAUAUGUAAUUAUAUAUGUACUUUGAUACCACUGAAGUAACCAGAUGUUGUUUGAAAACGAAUUGAUUUCUCUAGUGCAUUGACAAUAUUUUAUGAUAUUUUGUGCUUAUUUAUUUGUGCUCCCGUGUAAUUAUAAUAAAAGCAAUAGUUUAAAUUA